Acaulospora colombiana is the source of this 685-nucleotide messenger RNA. Lineage: Eukaryota; Fungi; Glomeromycota; Glomeromycetes; Diversisporales; Acaulosporaceae. The record is from the annotation of a GenBank genome assembly.
CGAUCAGCUCUCCAAUUAUGCCAUAUCAUCAUACAUUCCUUCGAUAUCUGCCUUACUUCAGUCCCCGUGUUCUCCUGCGAGGCCGACUUUCAAACUAUUAUCGGUAAUCCAGCCUUCCGCUCCUGGUGUAUCCGCUAUUCCCAAUACAAAGGAAGAGUUGGAGUGUAUCCGCCGUCGCUUUAGUGAACGAACACAUGUCGUGCUUGAAGGCGAGCAAGGGACGAAGCCACGGGUAAUGAAAGGGAUGGAAGAGUGUAACUGGCUGCAUCUGGCGUGUCAUGGUGUCCAAAACCUAGAAGAGCCGACAAAGAGCGCACUUAUACUUGAAGACGGCCAUCUCACUCUUGAAGAAAUCAUCCAUCUCAACCUUCCCAAUGCAGAGUUCGCAUUUCUGUCGGCAUGCCAGACCACAAAAGGUGAUGAAAAGCUGUCGGAGGAGGCGGUUCACAUUGCGGGUGGAAUGCUGCUUGCCGGGUAUCGUGGCGUUGUCGCUACAAUGUGGUCAAUCCAAGAUGAUCUCGCACCCGAAGUGGCAGACGAGUUCUACGCACAUUUAACUAGAGACGUUCAGGAACCUAAUUGCAAAGAGGCAGCGGAGGCGCUUCAUUUUUCGAUUCAAAAACUUCGUAAGAAGAGGGACGUCCCAUUGACGGCAUGGAUUCCGUUUGUGCACCUUGGUGUUUAG